AUGCCAUUCUCUUUGAAACAAGGACAUACCGCUGUAAUUAUAGGCUCUGCUACAGGAAUUGGCCGUGCUGCUGCUCGUAAAUGGGCAAGCCAGGGAGUCAAACUCGCUCUGUUCGAUAAGAGUCAGGAGAGACUCUCGAUCCUCGCCAAGGAAUUGGAAUCGAAAACCACUGUUCUUUCUGUUUCAGGUGAUGCUUCCAAGUUCGAGGAGGUGAAAGAUUUUCAAAAGGCAGUUGUUGAUAAGUUUGGCACUGUCGAUUUGCUAUUCUUGAAUGCGGGUAUCAGUGGAAAAUCGGACUUCACCCAUCCAGAUCCCGUUCGAACAUUCUUCGAAACCAAUUUCUUCGGUGUUGUCAAUGGCGUUUCUGCUUUUGUCGAGACUCUCAAGAAGCAAUCUACUGAAUCCCAUGUCAUCAUUACUGGCUCCAAACAGGGUAUCACCAACCCCCCUGGUAACCCAGGUUACAAUGCUUCCAAGGCAGCAGUCAAAUCUUACGCUGAAGGCUUAUCGUUUGAUCUUCAAGGAUCUCCUGUUGAGGCCCACUUGUUGGUCCCUGGAUGGACUCAUACUUUCUUGACCGGUGACCGUGAAACUGCAGAGACUGCUAAACCUGCUGGUGCAUGGUACCCCGAGCAGGUCGUCGAGAGACUCGAGCAGGGUCUUGAUAAGGACGAGUUCUACAUCUUCUGUGAAGAUAACGACGUGACUACUGAACUUGAUUUCAAGCGAAUGCAGUACAACCUCAACGAUAUCCUCCUCGGAAGACCCGCCUUGAGUAGAUGGAGACCCGAAUACAAGUCCGAGUUCGAAGCAUUUAUUAAGAAGUAA
Molecule: messenger RNA, 828 nt
Organism: Sugiyamaella lignohabitans
Lineage: Eukaryota; Fungi; Ascomycota; Dipodascomycetes; Dipodascales; Trichomonascaceae
Gene: AYR1
Product: acylglycerone-phosphate reductase
Exons: 1
Coding region: 1-828 (275 amino acids)
Cellular component (GO): intracellular anatomical structure
Molecular function (GO): oxidoreductase activity, acting on NAD(P)H, oxygen as acceptor
Source: RefSeq, a predicted model, not a curated record